UUUUGAUUUAGCUGUCUCAACUUCACCUAAAUUGGAUUUGUAACAUGUAUAUUCUCCAUCUAAUGGAACAAUACGUUUAUAUUAAAUUUUGAGGUUGAAAUGAUAACCAAUGAAGGUGAAGCAUUGCCCCUAACAUAGAAUUAAGCAUGGGCAAUAUGAAUGGCCUGCAAUAAUCCAGGCCCCACAGGAAGACCCUGUGCUAGCUGUGAUGCAUGCCACACGUUAUCUAGGGAAUAGCUUUAUUGUAUACUGUUUAUUAGAUUACAGAAUGUGGGCAUAAAAUCAAUUUGGAUUCCAUUCAAUUGGAGGUGGGGUUUUCCAAUUUUAGGUGGCAUUGAAGGUGGAUUUUUUUAGUAUUUGACAGUGAAAUGAAAAUCAUAUGAAAGACGAAAUGUAAAGUAAAAUUGCUUAUGAAAGAGGCGGUUGUGAUUAUAUGACAUGUGAGCAAAAUCAAACUAUGACAAAAUCUCAAAGCAUUUAUCAAAUCGUUUAGAAGAAACACGAAACUUAUGGACAUUGUGCUAACAGUUGUAGGUUAAAGGGGAAAGAAUUAUGGACGGGGGAAGGUACAUGCAUGCAUGCUGUAUGGGGAAAGUGCUGAUAAUAUUGGAAUGGAAAAAUAUUUAGACCUGAGCAUUUUCCAUUAUGGAGCUAUUCAGGUUAUGUGUGGGUUGCAAUUGUAACUUCUUUGGUUCCAAAUGUCAGUGAGCAUGUGCAAGUGUUCCCUAUGUAAAAUAAUUUUGUUGUUGAUUGGUAACUUCAAAUAGGCACCCAUUAUUUAUUUUGUGCCCUACAUGCCAUUGCACAAAUUCUAAGGCUUUAGGAGUCUUGAAUAAUGAGAUCUGCUAUUGAAGUGCAGUGGUUUUCAAUUAUUUUACUUUUCAGUUUAUUAGACUUUAUAUCCGUGAUGUAAUUUUAAAUGCUGAAAUAGCAUAUGAUCAUGAUGUUUCUCAUGUGGUGCAGAUGUGUCAUACGUGGUUGUGUUCCUAAAAAGAUUUUGGUGUAUGGGGCUUCCUUUGGGCCUGAACUUGAGGAUGCCAGGAAUUAUGGGUGGGAAGUAAAUGAGAAGAUUGAUUUCAAUUGGAAGAAACUUUUGCAAAAGAAGACAGAGGAAAUAGUCCGGCUAAAUGGAAUCUACAAGCGAUUACUUUCAAAUGCAGGGGUUAAACUCUUUGAAGGAGAGGGGAAGGUAGUUGGUCCCAAUGACGUAGAAGUGACACAACUGGAUGGCACUAAAUUGUGCUAUUCAGCAAAGCACAUAUUGAUUGCAACUGGCAGUAGGGCUCAACGUCCACCUAUUCCUGGACAGGAGUUGGCUAUAACUUCUGAUGAGGCUUUGAGCUUGGAUGAGUUACCCAAGCAUGUUGUCAUACUUGGUGGAGGGUACAUUGCUGUUGAGUUUGCUUCUAUAUGGCGUGGAAUGGGUGCCACAGUGGAUCUAUGCUUCAGAAAGGAACUUCCAUUGAGGUUAUAA
This is a messenger RNA of Ilex paraguariensis (yerba mate), 1474 nucleotides long. The record is from the annotation of a GenBank genome assembly. NCBI's taxonomy places the organism in Eukaryota, Viridiplantae, Streptophyta, Magnoliopsida, Aquifoliales, Aquifoliaceae.